AUGACACUAAGCGUUGUUGGAUUAUUCGCAGUACUGCUGAUUGUAUAUCUCAUCAUAUCAGUGGGAAGACGAGACUCCAAACUCCCACCAGGUUCGUGGACCAAAGAAACUGUAUUGAAUGCGUAUGCUGACCAUCUAGGGCCACCAACACUCCCCAUUAUUGGAAACUUAUUCGCAGAAUGGGCAAAGGAAUAUGGCGAGAUUUUCUCCCUCAAACUCGGCCCCGCGACCAGCAUCGUCCUCACAUCACCACGCCUCGUCAAGCAACUUGUAGAUAAGAAGUCAAGCAUAUACAGUCACCGACCUGACUCUUACGUCGGUUACGACAUCAUAUCACAGGGAGACCAUCUACUGCUUAUGCAAUACUCGGACCAAUGGCGAACAUGUCGCAAGCUAGUCCAUCAGUUCUUCAUGGAGAGCAUGGUCCUCAAGACCCAUCUCGCUGUUGUGGAUGCAGAAGCUGUCCAGCUGGUGAGAGACCUGAUUGUUCAACCCCAAGACCAUAUGGCACAUCCAAAAAGAUUCAGCAACAUGUAUGGAUCGAGAACACCCGAUAUCAACACCACGCACAUGAAGAAGCUCUACGCCCUGAUGGAGAUCUGGUCCAAGGUGAUGGAACCUGGAAACGCUCCGCCCGUAGACGUCUUCCCCUUCCUCAAGUAUCUCCCCGAGAAACUGUUCGGAAACUGGCGUUCUCGCGCUCAAAACGUGAGCAAGGAAAUGAACAGCUUGUAUGACGAAUGGCUCAACCGUGUAGUGGACAGACGCUCAACACUAGGUUCACGAAAUUGUUUCCUUGACCGCGUUCUCGACCAAGAAGACAGUGGAAAGCUCUCCCUGAAUCGACAUGCAGUGUACUUUCUGUGUGGUACACUCAUGGAAGGCGGUUCAGACACUACGAGCUCAAUCAUCGUUGCCUUUAUCCACGCCAUGACAAAAUGGCCGAGCGUGAUGAAGAAAGCUCAAGCGGAGAUUGAUGCCGUCAUAGGUGAGGAUAGAUCACCAACGUGGGAGGACUACGCACAGCUUCCAUAUGUCGCGGCUUGCGUCAAAGAAACUAUGCGCUGGCGUCCAGUCGUGCCUCUCGGGUUUGCACAUCUCGUCAGCGAGGACGACACAAUCGAUGGUAUGACGAUCCCCAAGGGCAGUCAGAUCUUCGUCAAUGCCUUUGGGAUGCAGCAUGAUUCACAGCGGUUCCCUGACCCAGAUACAUUCAAUCCAGAUCGCUAUGCUGGUGUUACGCAGCUUGCGUCCGAACUCGCGAAUGGCGACUGGGAGAAGCGCGAUCAUUAUGGCUAUGGAAGCGGGAGGAGAUUAUGCCCGGGUAUUCAUUUGGCGGAACGGAGCUUGUUCCUUGCUUUUGCAAAGAUACUCUGGGCGUUGAAUAUCGGGCCUGGUGUUGACUCGGCGAAUGAGGUUAUAAAGCCGGAUGUUAGCAACGAAACAGCGUAUAGUUCUGGGUUCUUGGUAUGUGCUGAGAAGUAUCCUUGCAGAAUCACCCCCAGAUCUCAGACUCGUAAGGAGACUAUCGUCAGGGAGUUUGACAAGGCUACGAGAGAGGUGUUUGUAGAGUUUAGCAAUGUCAAGGUUUGA
Molecule: messenger RNA, 1593 nt
Organism: Pochonia chlamydosporia 170
Lineage: Eukaryota; Fungi; Ascomycota; Sordariomycetes; Hypocreales; Clavicipitaceae
Product: cytochrome P450
Exons: 3
Coding region: 1-1593 (530 amino acids)
Molecular function (GO): monooxygenase activity; iron ion binding; oxidoreductase activity, acting on paired donors, with incorporation or reduction of molecular oxygen
Source: RefSeq, a predicted model, not a curated record